This is a messenger RNA of Cryptomeria japonica (Japanese cedar), 1685 nucleotides long. RefSeq lists its product as uncharacterized. The record is from RefSeq and is a predicted model, not a curated record. The coding region runs from base 143 to 1381 and encodes 412 amino acids. Gene Ontology annotation, molecular function: protein dimerization activity. The transcript has 3 exons. Lineage: Eukaryota; Viridiplantae; Streptophyta; Pinopsida; Cupressales; Cupressaceae.
UCUUUUUUGGACACCUUGUGCAGCACAUGUCCUUGACCUUCUUUUGGAGGACAUAGGAAAACUUGAGUGGGUGACUCCAGUUGUGGAAGAUGCAAGGAGGAUCACUAAAUAUAUCUACAAUCACCCUUGGGUCCUAAAUUUGAUGAGACAACACACGCAAGAGAAAGAUUUGGUGAGAGCUGGUGUCACAAGGUUUGCAACGAUUUUCUUGACGUUGCAAAGCAUUCUUGCUGCAUUGACUUCUUUGAAACAAAUGUUUGUGAGUGGAGAAUGGCUUAACUCACCUUAUUCAAAGAAGCCUGAAGGAGAGGCUGUCGCAUGCAUAGUCUUCGACAACCAAUUUGCACAAAGGGCUGCAGAGAUUGUGAAGGUGUCAGAGCCCUUGGUUCGAGUUCUUCGCUUGGUGGAUGGGGAUAAAACCCCAAUGGGAUAUCUUUAUGAGGCCAUGGAUAGGGCCAAAGAGUCUAUCAAAAAUUACUACAAGGGGGAUAGGCUCAAAUUUGAUCCCAUUUGGGAAAUUGUUGAUAGGAGGUGGAACAAUCAGCUCCACCAACCCAUUCAUGCAGCAGGGUACUUCCUCAACCCUCGUUUUAGGUUCGGGGGUUCUUACUCAGAUUCGAAUGGAGAAGUCAUGGAGGGCCUCAGUACAUGCAUUGAGAGGAUGGUACCUGAUGUUGAGGAGAGAGACCUCAUUGUGAGUGAGCUCCAAAAUUAUGAGGGAGGAAGGGGUAAGCUAUUCUCUUCAGAGCUGGCUAGGAGAGGAAGAACCACUCAAACCCCAGAUGCUUGGUGGCAAAAUUGGGGUGGAAACACCCCACAUCUCAAAAAAUUUGCCCUCAGAGUCUUAUGUCAGCCUUGCAGUUCAUCCAAUUGUGAGCGCAAUUGGAGCUUGUUUGAAGCAAUCCACACGAAGAAGAGGAGCAAGUUAGCGCAGAAACGGCUCAAUGACCUUGUCUACGUGCAAUAUAAUCUUCGAUUGCGCGUAAAGAAGGUAGAGGAACUAGAAGGUGGUCCAAUUGACUUGGAUGAUAUAGAUCCUUACAGUGAUUGGACAUCACAGGAGCAGCCUCCAUUGUUUUCCGACACUGACAUCACUGAUUUGGAGAGGCAGGCUAUGGAGGAGGGGGGUGGAUUUGGUUUCAGGCUGGAUGACAUUGAGGAGGAUGAGGAUGAGGAUGAGGAUGAGGAUUCAUUGCCAGUGCCAGAGGCAGGUGGAGACAUAGCUUCAUCCAGGAUGGAGAAUGAGUCUCAAUCAACCAUACCGAGCGAGGAGGCACAGUCACGCCCAGUCCCACAGCAGACUUAUACGACUAGACAGUCUAGACCCUCUAGUUCUACCUCUCCCCAUGUUUUUUCUAGAGCUGGGAAGAGGAAGUUGUAAUUGUAAUUUGUGAUGAUGUAUUUACUUUUGGUUUUACAAAAACUAUUUAGUAAUUUACUAUUUUGCUUCAGGCUUCCAGCCAUCAGCAUUCCUCAUGAGGAUGCGAUUUUGUAGACACUUUGCAUUUAAAUAUAUCUAGAAUCAGCUUGUUUCUUUUGUGUUAUCAUUUAUUGACUCUUUGGAUGCAUCUUCUCAUUAAAAAUUGCAAAAAAAAUGCAUUUUUUACUAAGUUUAAGCGUGUUUUUAAGUUGCCGAGUUUUUCGCCGAGUUUUUCCGAGUUUUUCCCGAGUUUUCGCCGAGUUUU